Pygocentrus nattereri (red-bellied piranha) is the source of this 2395-nucleotide messenger RNA. Its product is annotated as GDP-L-fucose synthase-like. Gene Ontology annotation, molecular function: GDP-L-fucose synthase activity. Lineage: Eukaryota; Metazoa; Chordata; Actinopteri; Characiformes; Serrasalmidae. Gene Ontology annotation, biological process: nucleotide-sugar biosynthetic process. The transcript has 9 exons. Bases 399 to 1379 code for a protein of 326 amino acids. The record is from RefSeq and is a predicted model, not a curated record.
CUACAGAACAUUUACGUGUCGGCCAAGUUGCUGCACAACAAUCAGUUAAAAUAAACCCUACUAGCUAAUCACAACGAGACAAAACACUCAGCAAUUCUCACUGAAUACUUUGUUCUGUAUGUGAUGGGUAGAAGCAUAGAGGGGGCUUUUAUUUUGACACUGGUGUUUUGAUUGAUCUCGGCUUCACCCGCUAUAUAGUCUCGCGCAGGGAGAACGAAGUAUCGUUUGAUCUCGUGGGGGCAAAUCUGAGCUCGGCGUCGGGAAGAUCCGUGAAGCUGUAUGUUGCUAAUGUGCAUGUUAAACUUUUGGGGAAGACCAUAGGAACGUGACUGAGCCUGCUGGCGCCGUGUGUGUGCGAGAAGCCCACAUUUACACAGUUGCUACCUUUUUCCUGUCAGAUGGAGAAGCAGAUUGGGACAAUGCGUGUACUGGUGACAGGGGGCAGUGGUCUGGUGGGGAAAGCCAUACAGCAUGUGGUGAAGGAGGAAGGAGGUGCGAGAGAAGGAGAAGAAUGGAUCUUCCUUUCAUCUAAAGAUGCUGACCUAACAAACGCAGCUGAGACGAGGGCAAUCUUUGAGAAACAUCGUCCAACACACGUUGUUCAUGUUGCGGCAAUGGUGGGAGGCCUCUUCCGACACUUGAGACAGAACUUGGAUUUCUGGAGGAAUAAUGUGUGUAUCAAUGACAACGUGCUGCAAACAGCGCAUGAGUUUGGUGUGGUGAAAGUGGUCUCCUGUCUGUCUACCUGCAUCUUCCCAGACAAGACCACCUAUCCUAUUGAUGAGACUAUGAUCCAUAAUGGUCCCCCUCAUGAGUCUAACUCUGGAUAUGCGUAUGCCAAACGAAUGGUUGAUGUCCACAACAGGGCCUGUUGGACGCAGUAUGGACGGAGAUACACAGCUGUUAUCCCCACAAAUAUCUUUGGUCCCCAUGAUAACUUUAACAUAGAGGAUGCUCAUGUUCUACCAGCACUGGUUCACAAGACCUACAAGGCAAAGAGAGAUGGUACAGCUCUGGAGGUUUGGGGUUCUGGACAUGCACUGCGGCAAUUCAUCUAUUCUCUAGACCUGGCUCGUCUCUAUCUGUGGGUCUUGAGAGAAUAUGAUGAGGUGGAGCCUAUAAUAUUAUCAGUUGGACAGGAGGAGGAGAUAACAAUUAAGGAUGUUGUUGAUGCCAUAGUUGAAGCCUUUGGAUUCACAGGACCUGUGAUUUACGACACAAGCAAAUCUGACGGUCAGAUGAAGAAAACAGCCAGCAAUGCAAAACUCCGCAGUUACCGCCCGGACUUCACCUUCACUCCUUUCCAAACAGGUAAACAUCAAACACAUGCAUAUGACACAUCUACUUUGUUGGGCAUCCACUACCCUGUCCAUCAAUGAAACUAGAACACCAUAGGACCACUGAUGACAUGGCUGUAACCAGCAAUGAAGACACUAAGUUCUAGACAUUUAUAGUUUGGAAUGCUUUGUUGUUUUGUUUUUUUUAUGUACGUCCAAAUAUGAAUUGGUGGCCUAUGUGAAAAAAACAUACAUUUCAAGAUUAUACAAUCAGCAGCGUUGUGAUUAAUUCUUCACUGACCCCAGAGUAGCUGUAGUUUGCCCAUAGAUUUAUUACAUUGUACUGCACUGUAAAAAUUAGGUCAUUAGGUCAAAAAUUAGGUUCUUGAGUUAACUCAGCUUGAAGACACCAGAGGUCAACCCACUCAAACUUAUUAGUUCACUCAAAAUUUCUCUUCAUUCUUAUUUCUAGUUUCUUUUGUUAAGUAAACAAUGUAGACUUUAUUUUUUAAUCAGUUUCUAAAUUGUCUGGUACACUUUACAUCAUACAUUCGCAAAUGACAUUUUCUUCUCUUUGGCUUCUAGUUACAGACAGCUAUGGGAUGACUGUGGUUUAAAUUUACAGUCUCCUAAUGUUAGGGUACAUUUUUGUAUGCUACUUCAUAUUUACUGCAAAGUUUAAAAACAAUCAAAAAAGGAAAUUUAUUAAGCAUUUAGGGAAAUCUGAAUAAUUUCAGGAGUUACUUGGGAGUGAUGCCAUAGCCAUCCAUUACUAGGAGCAGAAGAAAAAAAUCCUAGUUGGCUUUGUUUGAAAGAAACAGUCCCUGCUAGUAGGGAAAUUGAGUGAAAACAUACAGUCUAUAUUGGUUACUUAACUACCCAUAUCUAAAAUAGUAUAGGUUUGGAGAACUUUUAACUAAACUAAGGAGUUUGUGUUGGGUGAACUCUAGUGCCCUGAAGUUGAGUCAACUCAAGAAAAGCACAGUACUCACAUAGUCUAAGCUGCUCCUGAGUCACAGGGGUGCUGGAGCUUAUCCCAUUGGUCAUUGGAUGGAAGGACACACACUUGACAGGUCACCAGUACAUCACAGGGCAGACACAAAGACAUAUAUAUUCAC